UUUGUCAAAACCCAGAGGAGGAAAAAGUCAAUUUCAUUAUCGUCAUCUCUUCUCUCUUUCUUAUUUUCUCUUCUCCAAAACUGUAUCUACAUUCACAAAUCACAAAUAAAAUUCCCGAAAAGUGGAAAAUAUAACUCAUCGUGGCUUUUCGACUCGAAUUCCUCAAAUUUAAUUACCCCUUCAAAACCCCUUAAUACCAACUUUAUCCCCAAUUGUCUUUUUCUUGUAUUUCAUUUCUCCAUUUCCACCAAACACACUCUCAUUUUUUUUUACUGUCUUUUCUUGAUCCUUAGGAUUUCUACUAAAUUACCGAUAUGUCCAACUCAGGCGGCUUUGCUGUGACUCGAACUCACGCGGGGGAUCGAUUCUACAACCCGCCGGCAAUGAGACGGCACCAGCAGUUGCUCUUGCAGCAGCAGCAGAGGCCGUCGUUACAGAAGGAGACUCGAGUUGACUGGGUCGAGGCAGAGAUUCGGACUGACUCGGACGAGUCCACAUUGUGCAGGCUUAACUCGCUCUGCUCACCGUCGCCGGCUUCUCCACCAAGAAAUGCCGACAUGACUAAUUUGGAUCGGCUCAUGGAAUCCGUCACUCCUUAUGUUCCGGUUCAGUACUUGUCCGAGGGGAGAAUAAGGGGAUCGAUAAAUCAUGAAGCUGAUAUUCAUCCAGUCUUCAGUCUUGGGGAUCUUUGGGAAUCAUUCAAUGAAUGGAGUGUGUAUGGAGUAGAAGUACCGCUAUUGUUGAAUGGAAGUGAUUCUGUUAAACAGUAUUAUGUCCCAUCUUUAUCAGGCAUUCAAUUGUAUACAGACCCAUGGUUGAGAAGGCCUGGUGAAGAUAGUGAUGUUGAGUCUUCUAGGGAGACGAUUGGUGCUGGAAGUAGUGACUGUGAAGCAGAAAGGCAUGCCAAAAGGGUUGUUGAUGGAACCUGGGGUCAGCAUAAUCUUGUGAGCUUGAAUUUCCAGAGAUUGAACAGACUUACAUUGAGAGAUAAACCUCCUAUGAAUUUGUUUAGUAAUGAAACCGAGGUUUGCAGCUCACCUGGGUUGCUUGUUUUUGAAUAUUUGGAGCAAGAACAACCACAUCAUCGACAACCUUUAUAUGAUAAGGUUUCAAGUCUUGCAUCUCAGAAUCCAGAGAUCAGGAUGUACAGGAGCUGUGAUCUAUUGCCUGCAAGUUGGAUUUCUGUGGCAUGGUAUCCAAUUUACAGAAUACCUGUGGGCUCAACCUUACAAAAUUUGGAUGCAUCUUUUUUGACCUUUCAUUUUUUAUCAAUACAAGCUGGAAGGAAAAAUCUGCAACAGUUUAAUGCUUGUGGUGGCGGGAAGGUCUACGGUGUAAAUGCUUCUCCAAAAAUUCCCCUACCUGUUUUUGGUCUUGCUUCCUAUAAAUUGAGAGGUUCAAUUCUGACUCCUAAUGGAGCUAAUGAACGGAAGCAAGCAAACUCUCUGUUGCAAGCUGCUGACGACUGGCUUGGGAAUUUGCAUGUUAAUCUUCCCGAUUUCAAGUUCUUUGCUUCACACAAUUCACAGUGGAGAUGAUAGGGGCAUAAACUUCCAAUGGAAAUGCUAUUCCAUAAAGCUGUGAAGUUGAAGGUGCAAGUUUUAUGGAAUGAUAUACGGUCACAGAUGAGAUGCCAUUUACUUAGAAACCCUCCUAACAAACAGCCUUCUCAUCCUUAAAGUUGUGUAUGUGUUUUCUCGUAAAAGCAGCGGUGUCCACAAGUAAAAGACGCAUCCAUUUUUUGUCAGGUGCAGUAUGGAAAAGUUCUGUAGAACUUUAAGUGCGUGAGGGAUAGUUGGCACGAGGUCAGCUGUUUUCUCAAUUUCAGGCAGGGAUAGAGGACCUGUGAUCACCGUAUGAAAGGACAGAUUAUCUCGCACGCAUCAGAAUUGAAUUUUAUGUUGCAAAUAUAUUGGUGAAUAACUGGCCUUUUCAUGUUGUCUGUGUCAAUGUGAUUAUUUCGUGUCCUUUUUGCGAUGACAACAAAAAAUUGAAACAUAUGUAAUUGUAUUUGCACAUAUAAACCUGUAUCUGCAGCUACAAUUUUUUGAGUUGGCAGUACAUACAAUCCCACUCCGAUAAUGGUGGGUUUCUAA
This is a messenger RNA of Mangifera indica (mango), 2096 nucleotides long. RefSeq lists its product as uncharacterized. The coding region runs from base 315 to 1538 and encodes 407 amino acids. The transcript is spliced from 6 exons. The record is from RefSeq and is a predicted model, not a curated record. Lineage: Eukaryota; Viridiplantae; Streptophyta; Magnoliopsida; Sapindales; Anacardiaceae.